CUAUUACAGCUUCUGGAGUCUGAAACCCUGCAACUAGAAGCCUUUUUGGAGUGGAAGCAACUGGAACCGGUUUAUUGGCAGUGGAUGGAAACUGUGUUAGAUGAUAUGGCUGAAGAGGGAAAUACGUGCGAGUCUCAGGACACUCCUGUAGAGACAAGCGGGCUGCCAAAGGUGACCUCGUGCUGCCCCUGGGCUGACGGGCUGACUGGGCAGAUUGACAGAUUAUCCAGGGAUCUAACGACUCUCCGUGACCAACUGCAGAAGCUUGUAACUCGCCGAAAGGCUGUGUGGUGUGAGAAGGUGAAAACAAGAGAGAAAGAACUACAGGAGGAGUUCUCUGCCACAGCUAGAAAGAUACAGGAAAAUGUUGAACUAAAACUGCUAGAUCUUACACACCUUUGUGCUCCGAAAAAGAAUAAAAUGCACGGUUCGCACAGGCUGGUGUUCAGAAGUAAAGAUCCUGCCAGCAAACCAGGCUUUGCUAGGGCUGUAUCCAAGGAGUCUGCUUCAGCUGUCAGUGCCACGGAGGUGAUCAGAGAGCUGCAGAUGAGAGAGGCCAGCCUGGAGCGAGAGCUGAAGCAGCUGCAGGAAGAGUGCAGGCACAGGCUGGAUGAAAUUGCGGAAGGGUUGGAUGGAGUGAUUUGUAUCUCCCCGUGA
Molecule: messenger RNA, 657 nt
Organism: Apaloderma vittatum (bar-tailed trogon)
Lineage: Eukaryota; Metazoa; Chordata; Aves; Trogoniformes; Trogonidae
Gene: TEDC1
Product: chromosome unknown open reading frame, human C14orf80
Exons: 3
Source: RefSeq, a predicted model, not a curated record